UUUUAAUAACGAUUUGAACUCAAGGUUGGGUUAACGGUAAAAUCUUUUACUCCAUGGAUUAUUCUGCUCGAGCUUCCUUGUUUAUUUCCGUCACUGCUCUGAGAGGAAAUGUUUCUUUGGAAUUACAAAAUGAUAAUAUUUUGUGAUUUGGGAGAAAUAUAACGCCUUGAAAAAUUAUUCCCGAGGAGACUAAAUUACGUAUAAUCUCCAAGCGAUAAUAGUGACAGAGAUCCGCAAGAUUUUUAUUAGGUUUCAAAUAAUUUCAUAACUGAUUUAUUCUGGGAUGGUUCAUGAAAGCCAAGGGCCUCAUAAAUCAACUCUUAUUGAACAAACUGUAAAAGGAGCCAUAGCAGGUGGAGUCACUGGAGCAAUUGAGAUUUGCAUCACUUUCCCAACUGAAUAUGUAAAGACACAAUUACAACUUGAUGAACGUAUGGGUAGUGCCAGACAGUAUUCGGGGCCCAUCGACUGUGUAAAGAAGACUGUAGGAUCUUAUGGUUUUCGUGGUUUGUAUCGUGGUUUACCUGUCCUCCUAUAUGGUUCAGUUCCCAAGUCGGCUGUUAGAUUUGGAGCAUUUGAAGAGUUUAAACGUCAUAAUUUAUCUCCAGAUGGAACUCUUACAGCUGGAAGGAAACUUUUAUGUGGUUUAGGUGCAGGAGUUUGUGAAGCUAUAAUGGUAGUCACUCCGAUGGAAACAAUUAAAGUGAAAUUUAUUAAUGAUCAAACAUCUAAAAAUCCGCAUUAUCGUGGUUUCUUUCAUGGUUGCAGAUGUAUCAUCAAAGAACAUGGGAUUACUGGUAUGUACAAAGGUGUAACACCAACAAUUCUGAAACAAGGAAGUAAUCAAGCCAUUCGUUUCUUUGUAAUGGAAACUUUGAAAGAUGGUUAUCGACAAUAUCGAGGUGACAAAGCUACUGGACUACCUGUCCCAAAAUUACUAACUGGAUUAUUUGGGAUUGUUGCUGGUGCAGCAUCCGUCUAUGGAAACACACCUCUAGAUGUUGUCAAAACUCGAAUGCAAGGUCUCGAUGCACAUAAGUAUAAAAAUACACUUCAUUGCGCUUGGAAAAUAUGGACUGAAGAAGGCUUUUUUGCUUUCUAUAAAGGUACUGUACCUAGAUUAGGUCGUGUCUGUUUAGAUGUUUGCAUCAGCUUCAUGAUUUAUGAUUCAUUUAUGGAGAGUUUUCACAAAAUAUGGGACACAAAGAAACCUUAAAAUAUUUUCAUAUUUAUACAUUUAUACUAUACUUGGUUGUGACGAAAUUCUUCUCAUUAAAGUUAUAUAUAUUUAUAUAUAUAGAAAACAGUAAUUUCAAUGCACAAUAGUCCAUUCACUUUUUAUUUACAUUUGAAUCUGGUUAAAAAUAUUUGAAUAAAGAAAUAGAUAGAGAAGAAUAAUACACUUAUUGUAUUCACUUACUUAUUUCUGUAUUUAUCCAUCUAUAUUGAUAAACAAAUCAUUCCAAUCUUUAUUUAUAUAUUCUUUAUAUGGUUGUGUUAGUCAUCUUUGGUUGUGCAAUAAUUCAUGCAAAAUCGGUGAUAUGUUAUUGUUCUUUUAAAUUAAAAAAAAAAUAUUGUCAAAUUUAUUUCUGUUUAUCUAUAACCGAUUGUUACAUGUUUUUAUGAGAGAAAAAACUUUACUCUUCUUUUCUAUUUUUUCUUGUUAAUCAUUCUAUCAUUUCUUGUUUGGUUUAUCCCUUUUCUCAGUGGAUUUUUCUUUUAUUUGAAGAAGAAGAAAAUCUGUUGUUCCCUUUUGAAAAAACGUAUUCCAAUUUGAUAAAAUCGAUUUUUAUGAGUUGACUGAUUUUCACUUUGAUUAAAUAUGAUUGGCGUUUUUUGUUGUUGUUGUUGUCGUUGUUGUUGUUGAUCUCUUUCAAUAUGCAUAUCUAUGCCAUUAUUUAUUUUCUCUGUGACCUGUAUUUCGAAUUCAAAAAUAAUAUUGGUUAUUCACUAAAUGAUUAUUAUUAUUGAUGUAUGUAUUUUUACUUAUAAACUCUUCUAAUCAAUGGCAAAUUUCAUAUAAUAAUUGUUUAUUUCAUACAUCGCAUGUCUAAACUUGUUUUACAUAGAGGGUUACUGUUGGA
Schistosoma rodhaini is the source of this 2084-nucleotide messenger RNA. Lineage: Eukaryota; Metazoa; Platyhelminthes; Trematoda; Strigeidida; Schistosomatidae. The record is from the annotation of a GenBank genome assembly.